Cladophialophora bantiana CBS 173.52 is the source of this 1494-nucleotide messenger RNA. Its product is annotated as trimethyllysine dioxygenase. The record is from RefSeq and is a predicted model, not a curated record. Bases 1 to 1494 code for a protein of 497 amino acids. Gene Ontology annotation, cellular component: mitochondrion. Gene Ontology annotation, biological process: carnitine biosynthetic process. Gene Ontology annotation, molecular function: trimethyllysine dioxygenase activity; iron ion binding. The transcript has a single exon. NCBI's taxonomy places the organism in Eukaryota, Fungi, Ascomycota, Eurotiomycetes, Chaetothyriales, Herpotrichiellaceae.
AUGAAGCCCCGUGUUUGCCCGACUCUCCGCAAGGCCUACAAGAGCCAAUUCCAGUGGAACCAACGCGCCAAACAAGGCUUGAGACAUCUGACCACGACCGAAACAUGCUCAAGAGCGACAGACUACCCUUUCGUGAAGACCGCAAGGCUACCAUGUCAACUACUCACAGCCUCGUUCCAGCGCCGCCACCAAAGCACAUCCCCACCAAUAUCAGGCAGCGCCGCUCUCCCACGCGUUCUCGUCAAUGACAUGACGAACCAGGAACUCAUCGUUGACUUCGGCACGGGUACAGCCCUGCGUUAUCCGUCAUUCUGGCUAAGAGACCACUGUCCCUGCCCGGAAUGUCAGCAUCCAAGCACCCAUCAGCGGCAACUCGACACUUUUGCCAUUGACCCAGAGAUCAAAGUCUCGAGUGUGCAGUCCACACCGGAGGGAUUGGAAGUGAUUUGGCCAGUUACGGCGGCGGCGACGAUGACGACAGCAGCAACAGGAUCUGGAAAUGCAGACACUGUAGCUGCCACCGGCGGGAAAGGGAGACACAGAAGUCUAUAUGGAUGGGAAUGGCUCCAGACUCAUCCGCCUUUCAUACAAGCCACCAACAAGGCUGCAUCAACAGUGGCCAAAAGAAAAUGGACGCACGUCUCUCCUUCAUCCCCGCCACUCCCUCGAGUACCCUACUCGGCAAUCGUGGACACCUCUUCCAACCUGGGGCUUGCACAAUUCCUCGAAUCAAUCCACACCUAUGGCCUGUGCUUCAUUCCUUCGACGCCGCCCACUCCAAGCGCGACACAGUCUCUCGUUGAACGUAUCUCGCACAUCCGGCCAACCCACUACGGUGGCUUCUGGGACUUCACCUCGGAACCCAACCCCAUCGACACUGCGUACACGGACGACUAUCUACCCCCGCACACCGACACGACAUACUUCACCGACCCCGCCGGGCUCCAGCUCUUCCACUGCCUGACACCUGCAGAGAAAGGCGGCGAAUCGACCUUCGUGGAUGGCUUCGCGGCCGCCGCGCACCUCUACAAAAACUUUCCACAGCACUACCGCGCCCUCAGCACGUACCCGAUCACGUCCGCCGCUCUAGGCUCGUCCGCAGGCGAAUUCUACAACACCGCCGCCUCGCCCCAGGGAUAUCCCGUGCUCGUGCACUCUUCCACACCAUCAUCCUCUGCGCCUAUGACGCCAACCUCCCUGGUCCAAAUCCGAUGGAACAACCUGGACCGCGUCCCUCCCACAACUGCCUCAUUCCCGAACCACACAGCCCUGAAGUCCUGGUACGCCGCGGCGCGCGAGUGGAGCCACAUCCUCGACUCUCCGCAAUUCCUGAUCACCACGGCCCUGGCGCCCGGCGAACCCGUCAUCUUCGAUAACUGGCGCACUCUGCACGGCCGGCUGAGCUUCGAGGGUAGAAGGAGGGUGUGCGGAGCGUAUGUCGGCAUGGAUGAUUUUCGCGCCAGGUGCAGAGGUCUCGGUGUCGGCGACGUGUGA